AUCUUCAUCAACCAGAAUGUCCAAGGGUACCUCUUCGUUUGGUAAGCGUCACACCAAGUCGCACACUCUCUGCCGUCGUUGUGGCAGACGCUCCUUCCACAACCAGAAGAAGACCUGUGCUCAGUGCGGCUACCCCGCUGCUAAGAUCAGAUCUUUCAACUGGUCCGAGAAGGGUCAGCGCAGAAAGACCACCGGUACCGGUCGCAUGCGUCACUUGAAGGAGGUUCACCGCCGCUUCAAGAACGGUUUCCGUGAGGGUUCCCAGGCCCCCAAGAAGGCCGUUGCUGCUGCCUCUGCCUAAACAGACAGACCACUCCUAAACUAGCUUUAUGUAUUUUUCGGAUGUGUAAUAAAAAAACAAGACCGUCUUUUGCUGUUGCAAAUAUAUAUAU
Molecule: messenger RNA, 392 nt
Organism: Phycomyces blakesleeanus NRRL 1555(-)
Lineage: Eukaryota; Fungi; Mucoromycota; Mucoromycetes; Mucorales; Phycomycetaceae
Exons: 4
Coding region: 17-301 (94 amino acids)
Biological process (GO): translation
Cellular component (GO): ribosome; cytosolic large ribosomal subunit
Molecular function (GO): RNA binding; structural constituent of ribosome
Source: RefSeq, a predicted model, not a curated record